AUGGCCGAGUCGAUCAGAGCUGCGCGCCCACUCUUGGAAGCCGCCAGUCUUGCCUCUAAUGACAAAGUUGCUCUGCUGGAGCAACGCUUGAAUGCUGUCGAAGGCCGACUCAGAGGCGAGAUCGAUGCCCUCAAGAGUACGGUCAAUGAGCUGCGGACCGCCAAUGUAUCUGAUAGUAGUCCAAUCGGUCUUUCGGAAAGCUCGAUUAGUUCUCGCUACACCUUGGGUACCAGUUCUCACAACGUCAUACAAGAUCGCGAUAAUGUGACAAUAGGAUCUGUCGGAGAACAGCAAUGGCAAGCGUUGCAUUCAUUCUACAACGAAAACUGUAAAACCGUGAUUGCCUUCAUGGAUGAUCAAUUCUACCCGCCAAAAGACCUUGUCAGACAGCACCCUUUACUGUCAACCGUCAUAUGCUUGAUUGCAUCGCGGGCCAUUAUGCCCGAAAGAUAUCAGUCAUUCCUUGAUGAGGCCGACGACCUGGUCAAGAAGACUUUUGGAGGUCCAACGCCCGAUCUCUUGACGGUAAAGGCUUUGAUGUUGCUUGCAGUUUGGACCGGACGAUCUCGACUUUGGGGUUACGUUGCUUCGGUCGCUGCCGAAUUAAGACUGAAUACCGCCGUCAUUCGCCUCGGAGAUGACGCAUUUCAACAUUCCGUCGAUAUUGUAGAUCAUGCAAGAACAUGGUUGUCAUUGUGCUGCUUCGAUCUUGUGAUGAACCUCAACCGUCCCUUUGUCAUUAACAGAAUGAGGGACUACUUGCCAUUCACGGCAAAUCUUCUUUCAUCACCACACCGACGGCCGGUAGAUUAUCGGAUUGCUGCAUAUAUUGAGGGAUUUGCUAUUGCUGCUGAUGCCAAAACACAAUUACAAAACACCAAACUCCAUGUCUCGCCACUGCCUUCUGAUGUAACAUCACUUUUGGACCUGUCAAAUCAAAAGAUUGACAGGUGGUUUUAUGAGAUUAACAACAAGAUGAAUCCUCUAUAUCAGACAUUCCAAGAUAGGCAGGAUCGGAACCGAUUCUUGGUACCGUACAGCUUCUUGAAAAUUUACAUUAAUGGCUUUGCACUUUACGGUGUGCAGCCGGACAGCGAUGCGCCAGACAGGAUUAGACUGGGAUAUGUCCAAGAAGCUCUGGACAGUGCCAUCCUAGUAAUCAGAACUCAAUGCGAUUCACCCGCUCUACGCAAAGGGCUCCGAUAUACAAUGGACUAUAACGGCAUCACCACGUACCAUGCGAUAAACUACAUUUUGAAGGCAAUGACUGCCGCGCACCAACAUCUCAACUAUUCAAUGGUAUUUCCCGCACUGCAUCAAGCUGCACAGAUGUUUGAAGGGGCCGGGUCAGUAGAUGCUGCGAAUGACAUUCGUAAAGAGCAAGAUAAAUUGGCCAUGCUCACGAAUACCGUCUUGUCACCCGAGGUCUUGGAACAUGGCAAUGCGGAAAGAGAAGCAAAUCAGCUUUUCGAUAUCCCCAGCUUUUGGGACGAAGCGAACUGGGACGAUGCAUUCCCCGAGAUGAAUGUGUACACGCUCGACUGA
Molecule: messenger RNA, 1545 nt
Organism: Pestalotiopsis fici W106-1
Lineage: Eukaryota; Fungi; Ascomycota; Sordariomycetes; Amphisphaeriales; Sporocadaceae
Exons: 9
Coding region: 1-1545 (514 amino acids)
Biological process (GO): regulation of DNA-templated transcription
Cellular component (GO): nucleus
Molecular function (GO): transcription cis-regulatory region binding; DNA-binding transcription factor activity, RNA polymerase II-specific
Source: RefSeq, a predicted model, not a curated record